Messenger RNA from Aphis gossypii (cotton aphid), 961 nucleotides. RefSeq names its product protein FRA10AC1 homolog. Gene Ontology annotation, molecular function: phosphatase activity. Gene Ontology annotation, biological process: dephosphorylation. NCBI's taxonomy places the organism in Eukaryota, Metazoa, Arthropoda, Insecta, Hemiptera, Aphididae. The coding region runs from base 239 to 934 and encodes 231 amino acids. The transcript is spliced from 4 exons. The record is from RefSeq and is a predicted model, not a curated record.
AUGUUAUAAUUUUUAUUAAAUUAUUAUUAUAAACUUAAUUACUUUGUAAUUUAUAUAUCAAUGCAACAUUACUACUUAUUGCAAUUUAAACUAAUAUAGAUACUAUAUUUUCUAGUUCGUAUAAAUGAGAUUUAUUUGAUUUAAUUUUAUCAAACUAAAAUCUGUUAACUGAUUAUAUGAACGUUUUGACACUUAAAUUGCAUAUUUAUAAAUAUAAUCUUAAUAAUAGUACGUCAAUAUGGAUAGAAAAAAAUUAUUUGCUUUACAACCGUAUGAAUUGCACAAGGAAUUAUUGGACAAGUAUCUAGAAUACUGUAAAUUCAUUGAUUUAAAAAAGCGGGAAAAACGUGAUAUUGAUGUUAUACAGGAGAACCAUAAGUUUGUUUGGGAUGAAGACGAUGAAGCUUUCACUUGGGAGCAGAAAUUAGCUAAGAAGUAUUAUGAUAAGUUAUUCAAAGAAUAUUGCAUAUGUGACUUGAGUUUAUAUAAAAAAUCUCAGGUAGCUAUGCGUUGGCAAACUGAAGGUGAAUUAAUCAAUGGUAAGGGUCAGUUCAUUUGUGGCAAUAAAAUUUGUGAUGCAACAGCACAUCUGCGGACAUGGGAAGUAAAUUUUAGUUACAUGGAACACUUCAAAAAGAAAAACACUCUAGUUAAACUCAGGUUAUGUAUGGAUUGCUCCAAUAAAUUAAAUUAUAAACACAAAAAGAAAGAAAUUAAGCGCCAAGUUUCCAAAUCAAAAAAAAGUAAAUCGAAACAUUUCAACAAAGAGCGAGAAAAAUCUGAUAAUCAGCCAACUACUAGUAUCCAAAGUGAGGUACCAGUAACUGCUAAGCUAGCAAUUGAAGAUAAUGUUUGGAGUGAGCAACUACAAAUAGAAGAUGAAAAACCAAGAGAAGAUGAUUUUGAAGAUUAUUUAGAACAAUUGCUAUUUUAAAUAAAUUAUUAUUUAUUGUUUUACUAA